GCUCGGGGCAUCACAAGGAAGCCAAAUUGGAGGUGAUGCCAGAUCAGGAGCUGAACGUACUUCAAUUGCUGCCUGAGAAACCCAAGCGUGGAAUGACCAGAGAUGAUUCCUUGCAAGGGAUCUCCAGCCACUCAGAAGGCAACCUUCCGGUACAAGACAGCCCUUCAAGUUCGGGCGCUGAUGCCGGCAAAGGCUCAAGCUCGACGAAGGCAAAUCCUGUGUCGCCCACGCCGCAAGAACCCAUCUCUCCCCUGCUGGACAAAUUCGACCUGCGUCGAUUUCACCAGCGCAUCGGCAUCGUGUUGAUUGGGCGAUCUGGACCUGGCGUGAACAAUGUCCUCAUGGGCCUCUUUGACUAUCUGCAGGUCUGGAGUGGCACCGUGGUUUGCAUCACCAUGGGCCUCGCUGGGCUUGUCAACGGCUACUCCUUCGAGCUCACCGAGGAGUUGCUGGCUCCGCACCGGAACCAGGGAGGCUGCGACCUGCUGGGUCAGAGCCAGCCCGAGGACAUCGCAAAGCUGGGUGGCGAGCUGCAAUCUUGUGCCAGCACCUGCCGGCGGCUGAAGCUGGAUGGACUUGUGGUUUGGGGAGGUCGAAAUGUCCACUCCUGGACAGCCCGCCUUGCUGAGUACUUCGCCGAGCACAAGGCUAGGACCUGCGUUGUUGGUGUGCCGGCCAGCGUGCAGUCCGACCUGCCAUUGAUCGAGCAGACCCUGGGUUACGACACUGUCUGCAAGCUCUACUCGUCCAUCGUGGGCAAUCUGGCCAUCAAGGCUGCUUCGUCGGGAUCGAUUUGGUGCUUCGUGCGGAUUCCCGGGCGGUCGAUCUCCCACAUCGCGGCCGAGGUAGCACUGCUUACUCAUCCGCAUGUGGUGUUGAUGUCUUCAGAUACGGGAAAUGAACAGCUGGGCCUGACGGACGUGACGCAAAUGAUCUGCAAUGUUAUUGAGAUCCGGAGCAAGGAGGGCAACAACAAUGGUGUGGUCCUGGUCCCGGAUCAGCUCCUGGCAUCAGUGUUUGAGAUGAAACAGCUUUUCCGGGAGAUCUACGAGAUCUACACCGCAUGCCCUGAGUGCUUUGCCAACCUGAAUACCAAUGGCAUCAUUGACAUGCCUGUCGUUCAGCAUCUCUUGCCCCCUCUCACCGCGGCUCUGUUCAAGUCGAUGCCCGAGCGAGUUCGGGUGCAGAUUUGCCGCGUGGUGGUCGAGGGCGAGUUCUGUCGUGGAGGCAAUAUUGAUCUUGGCACUGUCGAGACGGAGGUCAUCUUCAAAAGCAUGGUGGAGAGCGAGCUCACACGACGCGUGGUCAUGGGCAAGUUCAGGGGCCCCUUCCAGGCAAUUACGUAUUCCCUGCCAUACCAAGCACGUGCAGCACUUCCAAGCAACUUCGACUGUGAUCUCGGAUACACGAUCGGCUACACGGCAGGAACCUUCGUCACGCAGGAGCGGACCGGCGUCUUGGUGGAUGUGACGAAGCUCAAGGAAGACGUCAAGCACUGGGAGGUGUUCGGCACACCCAUCUCGUCGCUCCUCACUUUCCAUGCCAGGGGCCUGUGCUCCGGUCCACUGUCAAACUGCUUCCCACCAGAUGCCUUUGCACACCAGAACUGA
This is a messenger RNA of Symbiodinium necroappetens, 1610 nucleotides long. The record is from the annotation of a GenBank genome assembly. NCBI's taxonomy places the organism in Eukaryota, Dinophyceae, Suessiales, Symbiodiniaceae.